Messenger RNA from Anopheles merus, 1865 nucleotides. RefSeq names its product tRNA dimethylallyltransferase-like. Gene Ontology annotation, cellular component: mitochondrion. Bases 46 to 1626 code for a protein of 526 amino acids. The record is from RefSeq and is a predicted model, not a curated record. The transcript has 6 exons. Gene Ontology annotation, biological process: tRNA modification. Lineage: Eukaryota; Metazoa; Arthropoda; Insecta; Diptera; Culicidae. Gene Ontology annotation, molecular function: tRNA dimethylallyltransferase activity.
CGGUGUCAUCAACAUUCGCCGUGCUGUUGUGGUUGCCGCUCGGUAAUGUUCUGGUGCGCGUCCCGUGCCUCGACAGUGUGUUCGCGUCUGUGUGUAAACCGUGGCGUAGUAGUGUACUGCCAGCGUGGGAACGUACCGCUACGUGGCCAGUAUCGUCGGUCCCAUUCCGCGAUGGCCUCCGCGCCCCCGAUUGUGGUCAUUCUCGGCUCGACCGGUACCGGCAAAACGAAGCUGUCACUCGAGCUGGCAGCCCGGUACGGCGGCGAGGUGAUCAGUGCCGAUUCAAUGCAGGUUUACACCGGACUCGACAUCGUAACGGCCAAGGCGACGAAGGAGGAGCAGCGGCAGGCGGUGCACCACCUGCUGGAUGUGGCUAGGCCCGAUCAGGCCUUCACCGUGACCCAUUUCCGCGAGCGCGCCCUGCCGAUCAUCGAAUCGCUGCUGGCGGCCAACCGCAUGCCGAUCAUCGUGGGCGGCACCAACUAUUACAUCGAGAGCAUCCUCUGGCGGGUGCUGCUGAGCGAGGGCGUCAAGCGGGAACGGUUGCGAUCGCGUUGCGCCCCCGAAAGCGAACCGGAGGCAAAGCAACCGAAAGUGGACGGUGGAGUGGCUGCUGGUGCUGCUUCUGCUGGAACUGCCACUGACCUGGAGCGGCUUCUGGAGGAGCUACCGGGCCUGGGAACGAGUGAAUCGCUGGAAGCGCACGAGUCGGAGUUGCUGCACCAGGCCCUGCAGCGGGUCGACCCGGAGUCAGCCGAGCGGCUGCAUCCCAACAACAAGCGGAAGAUCAUCCGGGCUCUCGAAGUGUACAUAGAAUCGGGAGGACAAUGCACAAUGAGCCAGGAAUUGGCGGAACAACGAUCAGCGCCAGGUGCUUGCGGUUUAGGGGGUCCUCUGCGCUAUCAGAACGUAGUCAUCAUCUGGCUACGAUGCGAUCAGGAUAUUCUAAACCGCCGUUUGGAUGCAAGGGUGGACAGUAUGGUUGCCCAAGGACUGCUGCCAGAGAUACGAACAUUUUAUGAAUCGUACGUCAAACCCUACGACGCUUGCCAGUUCCAUCAGGGCAUACUACAAGCCAUAGGAUUCAAGGAGUUCGUGAAGUACCUAGAAACGUACGGCCCGGAACAGGAUCUCGAGAUUCUAGAUUACCGUACUGCGGCGCUGGAACAUCCCCGCCCCAAGCCAACCGGUCUGAGCAUGCUGGAGGAUUGUCUCGACUACCUGAAAUUGGUCACGCGUCGCUAUGCCCGUCGUCAGAUCCAGUGGAUCCGCAAUCGAUUCCUGUCCGAUAUUGGUCGCGAGGUGCCGCCAAUCUACGCACUAGACACCGGCAAUGUCGACCAUUGGAAGGUGCAGGUAUCCGAACCGGCGGUAACCAUCAUCGAUGCCAUCAAAUCCGGACAGCCGUCCCCUGUGCCCUGUGUGCCCAAAAUAGCAACAGACCGCGAACGACUGCAAACGGAGCGUACAUUCCGCUGCGAAACGUGUCAGCGGGUGUUUAUCGGCGAGCAUCAAUGGCAGAUUCACAUCCAUUCUAAGAAGCAUCGAAAGAUGACGAAACGCAGCAAAAGCCCGAGCACCGAUCAACAGACGGGUCCGGUACCUUCGGUAGCCAAUUCGGGAUAGAUACGGCAAGUUAGGCAAGGUCUAUCAUUACCACCGUUUAAAAACUAUUGUAAACAUGAACAUGCUGUGGAAUUACACCUCCAUCGGGCUAUACAAUAUACCGGUUUCAUUUUGUAUGGCAACAACUUUGAUCCACUCUACAACGUCGUCCUUUAUUAUAAAUUACUUACAGGGUUUUUCAAGCCAGCUCAACAUCGUGACACUAUUUUUCAAACACGUAAAACGAUUGUCAACAUGGU